GCAGAUGUUAGGAAGCAGGAACAUUCAAUUAUUGAUUCACCACAUUUAACAAUAUAAAACCCAGCUGUUAAUCAGGGCAGUCUUCAUCUUAGGGAGAAAAAAUAGGCAAAGGCAUCUUGUUUAUACCACAUUUCUAAAACUUUUUAUUCUGGUGGGAGGGCUUUGAUAGAAGUCAAAAAGGGAGAUGGGACCUGCCAUGGCUCAACUGGAACCACUCAGCUAUAUGGGUUGCAACCAACGUUAAUUCUACUUGGAGUAGACCGACUGACUGCCUUAGAGACGUUAAUUUUAAUAGGUCUACUCUGAGAAGGAUUUAGUCAGCAACAACCCAUUGAAAUUAAUUUGUUGUUGUUUAGUCGUUUAGUCGUGUCCGACUCUUCGUGACCCCAUGGAUCAGAGCACGCCAGGCACUCCUGUCUUCCACUACCUCCUGCAGUUUGGUCAAAUUCAUGUUCGUAGUUUCGAGAACACUGUCCAACCAUCUCGUCCUCUGUCGUCCCCUUCUCCUUGUGCCCUCCAUCUUUCCCAGCAUCAGGGUCUUUUCCAGGGAGUCUUCUCUUCUCAUGAGGUGACCAAAGUAUUGGAGCCUCAGCUUCAGGAUGUCCUUCCAGUGAGCAUUCAGGGCUGAUUUCCUUAAGAAUGGAUAGGUUUGAUCUUCUUGCAGUCCAUGGGACUCUCAAGAGUCUCCUCCAUUUAGGUUCAUUAAUUUCAAUAAGGAUACUCUCACUAGAACUUAAGAAGCAUAAAGAUCCCUGUGGUACUGGCCAAAUCUAAUCCAGCAUCAUUGUUCUCAGUGGCCAACCAGAUGCCCAUGAGAAGCCUACAAGCACAAAGGCACAAUAGCAGCUCUACCCUCCUGCAGCUUCAGUAACUAAUUCAGAAGUGUUACUGUCUCUGAGCAUGGAGACACAGCAUAGCCAUCCAGUCUAGUAGCUAUUGAUGGCCUUAUCCUCCAUGAAUUUGUCUCAUCCUCUUUUCGAGCCAUCCAAGUUUUUCACCAUCACUAUAAUCGUGAGGGAGCGACUCUACAAUGAUGGAUACAAGCUACUGAUUUCAGUGGUCCAAUGCCCCAUAUUACGUGUCCAGCUGUUUCUCAUAUCAAGCAAGCUGUUUUGUUGUGUUAGGACACCACUUUAAAAAAGUUAAGAACCAAAGUUCAAUCAGUUCAUGGAUCAGUGGAACUGGAAUAUGUGCAGACAUUUCAGGUGGACUUUCUCCCCUCCAAACUUUUUAAUGACCAACCCCCAAUAAGACGAGAGAGAGAGGGGGGAAGAACGGAAGGAUUAAGAUCUUUGCAGAUCUGAAGCUGAAAAAUUCAGCUCAGCUCUUUAUACACACAGUACAGCAGACUGCAAUCCGAAAAGCACAGGGAAAUCUCAAAACAAAAACAGAUAAAUAUCUUAACAGGAAACAUGAACAUUGAAGAAUAUUUCACAAGGAUUAGCUACAAAGGCUCUCUCGAAAAACUGGAUUUUGGAACCUUAGCGGCGAUCUUCCAGCACCACAUUCGAGCUGUGCCCUUUGAAAACCUCAGCAUCCACUGCGGGGAGACGAUUACUCUAGACUUAGAUCAUGUUUACAACAAGAUUGUGAAGGAAAAACGAGGGGGUUGGUGCAUGGAGAACAACCAGCUUUUGUCUUGGGUUCUGAAAAAGCUGGGAUAUAACACCACCAUACUGGGAGCUUAUGUUUACAACCCGCAGCAAAACACCUAUGCCACUCAGAUGACCCAUCUCAUCAUCAAGGUGGUCAUUGACGAGAGGGCCUACAUUGUUGACGCAGGCUUUGGUGUCUCCUACCAAAUGUGGCAACCGUUGGAGCUGGUGUCCGGCAAAGACCAGCCACAAAUGCCUGGGAUCUUUCAUUUCACAGAAGACAACGGUAUUUGGUACUAUGAGAAAAUAAGAAGGAAGCAAUACAUUCCCAGUCAAAACUUUGCCAACUCAGAUCUCUUGGAAAAAAGGGAGCGCAGGAGUAUCUACCUGUUCACCCUUGAGCCAAGGACAGUAGAAGACUUUCGGUUCCAGUGCUCCUAUCUCCAAACGUCCCCAGAUUCCGUGUUUACCAAGAAAUCUAUCUGCAGCCUCCAGACAAAUGAUGGGUUUAGGGCUUUGAUUGGAUGGACACUCGUGGAGACAAAAUUUAAUCACACGGAAGGCACAGAUCUGGUGAAGCACACAACGCUGAGCGAUGACGAGGUGGAGAAAACACUGAGAGAGAAAUUUGGUAUAACUCUGGAGAACAAGCUUGUUCCUAUUAACAUCAAAGCGACAUAUACCAUCUAG
Messenger RNA from Podarcis raffonei (Aeolian wall lizard), 2285 nucleotides. Its product is annotated as arylamine N-acetyltransferase, pineal gland isozyme NAT-10-like. The transcript is spliced from 2 exons. Lineage: Eukaryota; Metazoa; Chordata; Lepidosauria; Squamata; Lacertidae. The coding region runs from base 1413 to 2285 and encodes 290 amino acids. The record is from RefSeq and is a predicted model, not a curated record. Gene Ontology annotation, molecular function: acetyltransferase activity.